Tripterygium wilfordii is the source of this 2016-nucleotide messenger RNA. RefSeq names its product PKS-NRPS hybrid synthetase CHGG_01239-like. The record is from RefSeq and is a predicted model, not a curated record. Gene Ontology annotation, biological process: regulation of DNA-templated transcription. The coding region runs from base 1 to 2016 and encodes 671 amino acids. NCBI's taxonomy places the organism in Eukaryota, Viridiplantae, Streptophyta, Magnoliopsida, Celastrales, Celastraceae. The transcript is spliced from 7 exons.
AUGACCAAAGAAGAUUUGAUUUCCUGGGCUCGAGCAGCUGCCAUACGAACUGGACAUGUCCUUACAAUUAGAGCAUCUAAUGUUGGUGGAACCGGUAGGAAGCCACGAAUUUUGCUUGCGUGUGAACGGUUUGGUUCAUAUAGGCCAGUGAUUAGUAAUGAGACAAAAAGUGUCAAAAAACGUAUGUGCACUGGUACAAAGAAAUGUGGUUGUCCAUUUUUACUGAGGGGAAAAACAACUACAAAUGGGGAUGGUUGGAUUUUGGAAGUCAUUAAUGGAAAGCACAAUCAUCCCUCUGCAGUGUAUUAUGAGGGGCAUAGUUAUGCUGGGAGAUUGACCCGUGAACAGACGGAGCUUUUGGUUGAUAUGUCUAAGAAUAUGGUUAUGCCGAAGGAAAUUCUUUGCACCAUAAAACAGAAAGAUCCAUUAAAUGCAACCACACUUAGGACUAUUUACAAUGCACGACAUAAGCACAGAGUCAUUGAAAAGGCGGGGAGGAUGCAAAUGCAAUAUCUUUUGGGUAAGCUUUCUGAGCACAAGUACUUUGAGUUCCAUAGGGCUUCUACUGAUGGUACUGACACAGUCGCUGAUUUGAUUUGGGCUCAUCCGAAAAGUAUUGAUUUGCUACGUACUUUUCCACGUGUGUUAUUGUUAGACUGUACAUACAAAACAAACAGAUAUCGCAUGCCACUAUUAGAGGUUGUCGGAGUUACAUCAACUAAUCUUACAUUCUCAGUUGCAUUUGCCUAUCUAGGAAGAGAGCGUGUGGAAAACUAUUUAUGGAUACUCUUGAGGUUUCGAUCAUUUAUGGAGGAUUGUGGGUGCGAUCUCCCAUUAGUUGUUGUGACGGAUAGGGAAUUAUCUCUUAUGAGUGCCAUUGAGUCUAUUUUUCCUAAUGCUAAGCAUUUAUUAUGUCGUUGGCACAUCAACAAAAAUAUUUUGGCAAAGUGUAAGAAGAUGUUUCGUGACAAGGAAACAUGGAAUUUGUUUAUGAGUGUAUGGGGUACUGUGGUUGCAGCAAACACUGAGGUGGAAUAUUUGCGGAGAAUAAAUGAGCUAACAACCACCUUUAGCCAUACUCCUACUGUUGUUGCGUAUGUCUUUGAUACUUGGUUAAAUCUAUACAAGGAGAGGUUCAUUGCUGCAUGGACCAAUAACUGUAUGCAUUUUGACAAUUUGACUACAAAUAGGGUUGAGAGCGCACAUGCAAAGCUUAAGAAACAACUGGGUUGUUCACUGGAGAGUCUUGGGGCAUCAACAGAGUUGUGUGGUUGUUUGAAUAGACGCAUACACGGUCUUCCAUGUGCUCAUGAGCUCGCUCACUAUGUGAGAGAUGAAGUUCCGAUCCCUUUAUCAGCUUUGGACACUCAUUGGAAGAGGCUUCACAUAAUCCCACGUGAUCAACCACAAAUUCCUGACUUUAUUCUAGAAUUAAACAGGUUCGUGGACAAAGUCAUGAAGGAAGAUAGUGCCAAGUGGCCAUACUAUGCAAGAAAGAUUCGAGAAAUUUUCGAUCCCAAUACAACACACUUGGUAGAGCCUAAAGAGAAGGUAAAGACACGAGGUAGAGUUUCGAAGAAGGACAAGUCAACACGCCGAAAACCAUCUGCAUUUGAGCUUGUUGAUGUUCCAUGCGUUGACAUGUGUAUACCGUCAUCAACUCUGAAUUCUGUAGCAAGUACUUGUGUUACAAAUAAAAUUCAAAAGAAACGAGUAAAGAAAAUAUCAGUUCGACAUAAAAUACAAACAACUAUUGCAGAAAAACGACUAAGCAUAGAAGAAUUUCGUCGUCAAUUCCCACGCACGAUAGCGGUAUACAUCAAUACUAUUAGUGACGUUGCUGGUGACGGUAAUUGUGGAUAUCGUGCGAUUGCUGGUUUAAUGAGAAUUGAUUGUAUAGACAGCUGGAAGAUUGUACGCCGAUCACUAUAUGAAGAGCUAAGAAUGUGGGAGGAUUUUUACAAAAAAAUAUUCAGUGACAGGACUAAAGACCUCUUACAGAUAUGGGACACUUGA